AUGGAUCCUCCUGGGUGGUACCGCGGGAGUCAUGAAGACUACUAUGACAAUGUAGAAGUAUUGCCGCAGGUCAAGGUCGAGGAAGGCCAAGAAGAGGAAGGCAUAGAAGUACCGGUAGGGGAGCAGGCAGCGGAAGGAGAGGCUGCCCAGCAACAGCCAGUGCACCAGCCAGUACCGGUAGCGGAUGCACGAGGUGGCGACGAGUUUCCCUUGCCGCAAGUAGCGCCGCAGGUCCAGAAAGUAGUGCAACUUGAAGUGCCACCGGUGGUCCAGCCUGCAGCAGUGACAACGCAACGACUCGAGCUAGUAGCGUUGGCAGAGGAUUUGCACUAUCCCAUGCCGCAAGCGCCCUUUCCUACGAAACUAAACAAGCUGAAGUCAGUAAAGAGAGCCAAAGACCGCGACUUUGAAAAGGGCGAAGUUGAAAUGCCGCACCAUUACCAACUCCAACCCUGUGAUGUGAUUUGCGGGAACAAGAAAGAAACCUUGACCCAUCCGGGCAAUGAGCGGUUUAAGGUCUUGAUGGAACUGCGUCUCCAGCAGUACAAUCGCUGUACCGCGCGCCAGGACAAAUCCGAUAUUGUCAAGGAGAUUAUCAAUGCGGUGCGAGACUACGAUGGGCACUUUUUGCGACAGACAGAUGAGGGACGAUGGGUCGACGUGGGAAACAUAAAGGCAAGGGAAAAGUGUGGCCAUGCCAUUCGGGACACACUUAAGAGGAAUCGACUGAAACUCCUCUUUGGUCAAGAAAGCAAUCGGAGGGGGUCCACUAUUUCCCACACGUCCGUGUCAACCGUGUCCACCGGCAACUCUUCCACCACUGCCACAGCAUUUGCUCGGCCCCGUGCCUCUUCGUUCAGUCAUCAAGCGAUAAUACGCAGGCGAGGUAUUGAUCCCUAG
Molecule: messenger RNA, 900 nt
Organism: Seminavis robusta
Lineage: Eukaryota; Bacillariophyta; Bacillariophyceae; Naviculales; Naviculaceae
Source: the annotation of a GenBank genome assembly